Messenger RNA from Micropterus salmoides (largemouth bass), 2616 nucleotides. RefSeq names its product insulin receptor substrate 2-B-like. The record is from RefSeq and is a predicted model, not a curated record. Lineage: Eukaryota; Metazoa; Chordata; Actinopteri; Centrarchiformes; Centrarchidae. Bases 173 to 2206 code for a protein of 677 amino acids. Gene Ontology annotation, cellular component: cytosol; plasma membrane. Gene Ontology annotation, molecular function: phosphatidylinositol 3-kinase binding; insulin receptor binding. Gene Ontology annotation, biological process: insulin receptor signaling pathway. The transcript has 6 exons.
CACACUGAUUGACACACCUGAGCCGACAAACUGACUGAAGACCCGAGAGUCAUGAAAGAUGAGACUGAAAAUCAAUGUUUGACUUCUUCAGGUAGCCUGAAAUGAAAAGAGACACUUCCCUUAUUUCCAGUUGUAAUGUUUAUACCUGUCAUUUUCAGGUUUCCGGCUUGAAAUGAAUGAAACAGCAGAAAGUCAGAACAGGUGUGCAAACCACAAGAGAUCUCUUCCUGCUUGCAGCUCCCCUGUGUCUACCACCAGCUGCACCUCCACCAAAAUGUGGCUGCCAGUCGAAUCACCUCUGCGUGCUCCCUGGAUGAAUGACCGCCAAGUGGAGCAGGACCAGGAUUCUCGGGACCAACAUCACGUUAGGAGGCAGUCAAGUCCUCCUCCACGUUUCUAUGAGGAACUCUUCUGUACCAGCCAUAUAACUCUGGUGCCUCUCGCUGGCGCCCUCGUGACCUCUUCCAGGCCGCAGAGCGAUGUGGUGAAACAAGGUUACCUGGGGAAGCUGGAGCGGACCUACCAGAGAUAUUUUGUCCUGAGAGCAGGAAGUCACACCGGGCCGAGUCGACUGGAGUGGUACAAGAGCCAGGAGAAGUUUACAGCAAUGGAGAAGUCUGCUGGUAAAGCUGCGCUGUUUGGCUCAAGCAAGCAAGGGGUGAUUUACCUGAGGUGCUGUCUUGGUGUGAGCCGGAUUGGCAGUUCCAGGAAAGGCCACACAGUGGCGCUGUAUGCCAAGGAUCAGACCAUGGUGCUAGUGGUGGAGGACCAGUGGGAGCAAGAAGAGUGGUAUCUGGCUGUCAAGAAACUGAUGGAGGAAGAGCUGAAGGAUGAAGAGCAUGGAGAAGGGUUUGAUGAAGAGGAUGAUGGGUAUUGCACUCUGCCCCCUGCUGCUUUCUUCAAAGAGGUUUGGCCCGUCACAGUAAAGCCCAGAGGUCUGGGCUGUUCCAAGUCCCUGGCAGGGGAGUGCCGGCUCUGCCUCACAGCCACGUCCCUCAUCUUGGUCAGAGUGAGCACAUGCAGCGAUUUGCCUUCUGUUACGAUACCUUUGCUGAGUGUGCGGCGCUUUGGCCACUUGGAUGGCUCGUUCUUCUUGGAGCUUGGCAGGUCGGCACCAAACGGUCCUGGAGAGAUCUGGAUGGAAGCAAGAGACCAAGGAAGCCCAGUAGUAGCCCAGCACAUUCAUGAAGUGGUUCGCGAGACUGUAAGGGCACUACGAGCUCUUCCUGACUUCAGCCGGUCACCGACUUCCAACCACAAUCAGCUUCAAUCCCUUCUGGCCUCAAAACGCUGCAGACCCAAAAACAGAGACAAGCUGGUGCAUGUGAGACCACUUGGUUCUUGCCUGGCCCCGCCCCCCAGAAAUGCUGAAAGUCCAAAACAAUGUAACCUAGAGCCCUGCAAACCAGAUCAAACAGAGCCAGGAUCUACUCUGAGCUCUACCUCAUAUCUCAGCCCUGUCAGAUCCCAUCAGAGCUCCAUGUCAGAGAUGGGAAGCUACGUGGAAAUGAAGAUGGACCAUCAUCUCCCUGUGAACAAAGGGAAGGGAAGCGACUGCAGAAGAGCUGCCAUUGUAACCGGGGACCACUGCAGUGUUGCUGCCUGUGGGAUGGAGGGCUGGGAGCUGGAGGAGGAGGGGGGGCAGGGGCAGGGGUACAUGACAAUGUCACCACAGGUAAGCCACAGUUUGUCUGUGCUGCCUCAGGAUGACUAUGUUACCAUGGCGAGCCCACAUAAACACAACUGGCCCUCCUACUUUCCCCCCUCCACUUCCCUAAAGACAUCGUUCAACAGCUCCACCUGUGGCUGCAGCUCUCCUCUGCACCCGUCACAUCCUCAGACCAACAAGCAGAGUCAGCCACACUGGCUUGUGACCUCGGCCCAGCAGGCAGAAACAGAAACUGGCCAAUCACAGAUGAGCAUUAGCUGCUCCACUCGACCACAGGAUGAUGCAGGGCAGAAGCAGAAAUCAGCCAAGCAGGGACGACUCCCAUCACAAACCAGGGCCACUUUGUCUCCUGUGAGGAGUGUUGAUGGGUCUGGCAUGAGGACUCCUUUUGUCACAAGUGGACCAGGCUAUGUCAGGCCAGUCCAGGCUAGUCCGAACUCCGGUACAAGCCGGUCUAGUCGACUCCAAGCUGUAUCGGGACAAUCUGUUAGACAUGGGCUGUCAUGGUGCCUACCUUCUUGCCUGAGGCCAAGCUGAGUAUUUGUAAUAAUUCACUCUUUUGUUUACAUCUGAACAUGAACUAUUUAUUCUGGUGCAGCAGGUGACGUUACAGGCUUCAAGAAGUAAAAACUUCAAACUGAUGAAGGAAUAAUUGAAUGAAACAUUUUAGUGUGACUGUUGCUGGCACUUGUUGCACUUGAUCACUUGCAUGUUGCACACUUGAUGUGACAACGCACAUGCAUAUAAAACUGGAGCUUACACUGAAUACUGCAGAAUAUGUUUGGAAAAGUAAAGUUUUAGUCUUAUUUGUCUAUUAAUGCACUUUGAUUUCAGUUUUUCCUUCAUGUUUGGAUUAAAUCAAACCUUGGGUUUUGGUCUAUACUACACAGCACUUGAAGAUGCUCCACUAUUAUAUGAAAAGAAUAAAGUCACAUCAAUGCACAUUU